Messenger RNA from Aspergillus pseudonomiae, 2832 nucleotides. Its product is annotated as anion exchange family protein. The transcript is spliced from 5 exons. Bases 668 to 2506 code for a protein of 612 amino acids. Gene Ontology annotation, cellular component: plasma membrane; fungal-type vacuole. NCBI's taxonomy places the organism in Eukaryota, Fungi, Ascomycota, Eurotiomycetes, Eurotiales, Aspergillaceae. Gene Ontology annotation, biological process: borate transport; transmembrane transport; monoatomic anion transport. Gene Ontology annotation, molecular function: borate efflux transmembrane transporter activity; solute:inorganic anion antiporter activity. The record is from RefSeq and is a predicted model, not a curated record.
UAUGAAGCUCCCUGGAUUGUUUAGAUAGCCUUGUUCUUCUCCCUUAGCCUUCUGAGACAUGAGCUUUAGAGAUAGUCGAUACUACGACUGAUACUGCCUGCAUCGGUGGCCUUGCUCUUGAGGGUUGAGAGAGGCACGGGAUCCGCGAAAACUUUUCCGAUCUCAUAAAUUCUGAAUCUUUUACCCCGACGCCAGGACCCCAGGCACGUCGAGGUUCGACUCUGGCCACCAAUAGUUCUCUUGCCUUCCAGAUGAUCCGAGUUUUAGUUCGACAUGCUAUUUGGCCAGUGACUAACUAAGGCGCGCCUCCACCAGUCUUUAUUCUUUCUGGCUCAUGCGGCAGAAGAAAAAGCUGCGUUUUCCCGAGGGUUAAAAAAAGGGAAAAUCUCCUAUCAGUCAAUAGAAAAAAGUCCUACACCUUGCCGUCGUCUUCUUCCUCCUCCCCCUUCUUCUUUUCUUUUAUUUUAUCAUAGUAGUACUUGUUGAUUUGCAUGUUGAGAGGGAGUGUUUUUGCCGACUCGCUUCCCCAACCGGAACUCCCCCCUCCGACUAUAGAUCUCCAGUUUUUAAUUCCGAGUGGAGUCUAUAUAAGAACAUCGUUAUUUGUUCACUCCUCCAGCCUAGAAGCAUCUUCACGCCACACCACAGUUUCGGUGGCCAGCGCAAAAUGGGCGAUCCCAGCGCUUCACAGGACCCCGAACGCUUGUCGCGACACGCCACACGUCGGUCUGCCGCGACGUCUGCGAGGAAAUCAAGAUGGUGGCGCAUACACUUCUUCCGAGGCAUGAUUCACGACAUUAAGAGGAGAGCUCCGUUCUUUAUAAGUGAUUGGACCGACGCGUGGGACUAUCGAGUGGUUCCGGCGACAGUUUAUAUGUUCUUUGCCAACAUCCUGCCGGCCCUGGCCUUCUCGUUGGAUAUGUUUGAAAAAACCCACCAGAACUAUGGCGUGAACGAAGUCCUGCUCGCAUCGGUGCUUGGAGCAGUGGUGUUUUCCUUGUUCGCUGCCCAGCCGCUUGUCAUUGUCGGUGUCACUGGUCCGAUCACGGUCUUCAACUACACGGUUUAUGAUAUCAUCGCCCCGCGAGGCACCAAUUACUUGGGCUUCAUGGCAUGGAUAGGCAUAUGGUCACUGAUUAUGCACUGGAUCAUCGCCAUUACCAAUAUGUGCAAUGGAUUGACAUACGUCACUCGAUUCUCAUGCGACAUUUUCGGGUUCUAUGUAGCGUUCGUCUAUCUCCAGAAGGGAAUCCAGGUCCUCACCCGACAAUGGGGUUCAGACGGGGAGACAUCCGCAUAUCUCAGCAUCAUGGUGGCAUUGCUAGUUCUCAUGAGCGGUUGGGUCUGUGGUGAAAUCGGCAAAAGCAGCCUCUUCCAUCGCUGGGUUCGAAAGUUCAUCGAGGACUACGGCACCGUACUGACCAUCGUCUUCUUCACGGGCUUUGUUCACUUCGGACAUAUGCGUGACGUGAGCGUCUCGACUCUCCCGAUCAGCAAAUCCUUCUUUCCCACAGCGGACCGUGGCUGGCUGGUGCGCUUCUGGGAUCUCAGCGUCGGCGAUAUCUUCCUCGCUAUCCCAUUCGCCUUGCUGUUGACGAUCUUGUUUUACUUUGACCACAACGUCUCCUCGCUCAUCGCACAAGGCAGCGAAUUUCCCCUGCGGAAACCCGCCGGAUUCCACUGGGACAUGUUCCUCCUGGGGAUCACCACAGGAGUGGCAGGAAUCCUGGGCCUGCCAGCGCCAAACGGACUGAUCCCACAAGCGCCCUUCCACACAGCGUCGCUAUGCGUCACGCGACACGUCGCGGACGAGAACGAAGAAAACAAGGGCAAAGUGGUGCGAGUGAUAGAUCACGUCGUCGAACAGCGGUUCAGCAAUCUCGCACAGGGAAUAAUGACACUCGGCACCAUGUCCGGGCCCCUGCUGAUUGUCAUCCAUCUGAUCCCGCAGGGCGUCUUAGCCGGGCUCUUCUUCGUCAUGGGCGUCCAGGCCCUGGAGGGAAACGGUAUCACCCAGAAGCUGAUCUUCCUAGCCCAGGAACACGGGUUCACUGCUUCAUCGCAUCCGCUGAAGCGUUUGGAACGCCGCUGGUCCAUCUGGCUGUUUGUCAUUAUUGAACUUAUUGGUUUCGGUGGCACCUUUGCCAUCACCCAGACUAUCGCUGCUAUUGGGUUCCCUGUUAUUAUCUUGCUGCUUAUUCCCGUCCGCGCCUUCUUGUUCCCGUGGGUUUUCUCCCCAGAGGAACUUAACGCGCUGGACGCUCCCACGGCUAGUCCGUUUACUAUGGAGAGUGUGGGUGGCGUGCAUGGCUACAAUGAGGAAUUACCGACCGUGUAUGAUCACCCGGAUAUGAGGGAUGAGAAGGGUCCCACCGGGGGCAGCAGUAGUGGGAGACCAGGAAAUUCAUCCCAGGGCCAGGGCGAGAGCGACCUCGAACGAGGCGAUUUAUUCGAGCCACAGGACGAUUCCGCCGCUCGGAGACGAAAAAAUGAAUCCUCUGUUUAAUAGCUAUCGAUUUAAAAGCAAGACUACCUCGGCCCGGGUAGAAUACACUAGAUAUUGUUCGGGGCAUGGCAUAUAGAAGCUCUUACCGGAUCUCGAAUGAUCGUCAUUUGGUUUAGAUAAUGCAUAGUACUUAAUAGAGUCCCAUUUGUUUGUUAAACUAGCGUCAAAUGAUCUCCUCAGUAACCCCAUUUUUGGGUCAACGCUAGAUCCGACGACAUGCUCCACUACGACUGGAGAUCAUGCUCGCCACAGAUGCUAGCAAGUACACGGACAUUGUGCCUAAUAGAGAAGGGUUCAUGCAUGGAAAAGCCGUGGUUUAACCUUAU